Molecule: messenger RNA, 3145 nt
Organism: Dama dama (fallow deer)
Lineage: Eukaryota; Metazoa; Chordata; Mammalia; Artiodactyla; Cervidae
Gene: RAB11FIP2
Product: RAB11 family interacting protein 2
Exons: 4
Coding region: 213-1532 (439 amino acids)
Biological process (GO): regulated exocytosis
Cellular component (GO): endosome; phagocytic cup
Molecular function (GO): small GTPase binding
Source: RefSeq, a predicted model, not a curated record
CCCCCACCCCCCUCCCCCCCGCCGCAGAGCAGCCGUGUCUCUGGGCUGCCCCAGCCAGGCGUUUGGACCUCAGCCCCAGAGGGAGUCGGGCAGCUGUGAUUUUGCCUGCCUCCGUUAAGUGCCCUUAGGAUGCAGUGAUCAAGACAUCAGGCUCUCCCUGCGGGAGGGGCUCUUCCUGCGCUGGUGAACUUGGUGCAGAGAAAAAGGACAGAAUGAUGCUCUCCGAGCAAGCCCAAAAGUGGUUUCCGACCCAUGUGCAGGUCACCGUGCUCCAAGCCAAAGAUCUUAAGCCAAAAGGCAAAAGUGGCACCAAUGACACAUACACUAUAAUUCAGCUGGGAAAGGAAAAGUACUCCACCUCUGUAGCUGAGAAAACCCUUGAGCCAGUCUGGAAGGAAGAGGCCUCUUUUGAGCUACCUGGGCUGCUAAUGCAGGGGAAUCCAGAGAAAUACAUCCUUUUCCUCAUAGUUAUGCACAGGUCCCUGGUGGGUCUGGAUAAGUUUUUAGGGCAGGUGGCCAUCAAUCUCAAUGACAUCUUUGAGGACAAACAAAGAAGGAAAACAGAGUGGUUUAGAUUAGAAUCCAAACAAGGAAAAAGAGCCAAAAACAGGGGUGAGAUAAAGGUCAAUAUUCAAUUUAUGAGGAACAAUAUGACAGCAAGUAUGUUUGACUUAUCAAUGAAGGACAAAACAAGAUCUCCUUUUGCAAAAUUAAAAGAUAAGAUGAAAGGUAGAAAAAAUGAUGGGACAUUUUCUGAUACAUCUUCUGCAAUCAUUCCAAGUUCUCACGUGCCUGAUGCCAAUACUGAAUUUUCAAGUAGUGAAAUACAGAUGAAAUCUAAACCAAAAAAGCCUUUCCUUUUGGGUCCUCAGCGACUCUCUUCAGCACAUUCAAUGUCUGAUUUAACUGGGGCCCACGUAUGCUCGGAGAAGCUGAAAUCUGCCACUGUUGCUCAAACGCAUCUUCUUGGCCGCCAGAUAGAUUCCUUUGGAGCAGUUCCGGAAAGUGGAAGUCUCAAAUCUCCACACAGAAGAACAUUAAGCUUUGAUACUUCUAAAAUGAACCAACCUGACAGCAGUGUGGAUGAAGGUGAAUCGUCUUUCGGAAGACAAAAUGACCCAUUUACAAAUGUGACUGCUUCAUUACCCCAAAAAUUUGCAACACUGCCAAGGAAGAAAAAUCCGUUUGAAGAAAGCAGUGAAUCAUGGGACAGCAGCGUGAAUUUAUUUUCAAAAUCAAUUGAAGUAAGAAAAGAAAACAAGAGAGAAAAAAGGGAGAAAGUCAGCCUCUUUGAAAGAGUGACUGGAAAAAAAGAUAGAAGAUCUGAUAAACUUAACAACGGGGGAGCUGAUAGCCCUUGUGAGUUGAAAUCACCUAAUGCAUUUAGUGAACGUCGGCAGGACUAUUUUGAUUAUGAGUCAACCAAUCCGUUUACAACAAAAUUCAGGGCUUCAAAUAUAAUCCUAUCUUCAAGAGUCUUCGGGACUCCUGUGACUGAUGUCUGUGAGAAAGCUGAACAAAGUGAAGGGUGAAAUACGUAGGUAUGGAACUGAAUCUUGUUCUUUGAGUAAACUGGUUCCCUGUGAUCGCAGAUACGUGGGAACCGUAUUGUUACCCUCUGGCUGAAUAAUGUGUGUGAUCACAACUGGAGAAUUUUCCUUAUGCCAAAAAAAUUGUACUAAGGAAUACUUUCUUGAAAGUUAGAGUUUUUAUUUGUUUGUAAGUAAAGUCGAGCUGAUGAAAUCACCUAGUAAUCACAAAAGUUACAGCAUUUUGCUUCUGUUCUUGGAAUAGAUCCCAUAGUCGUACGUAAAACAGAGGAAAUGAGCUAGCUUUUUGUUGGGUUGCUUCAACAAAGAGUAGGGCUCUUUGAAAUCCCUUUCCCCGCGGUUGCUAAUUCUCGGUCUCUUCCCUCUUACCCACCCCUGCUUCUCUGAACAGAAGUCGCUGUUCCUUGUGCUGCAGCCUGGUCCUCCCUAGGUCUUCCUUUCUGUGGGCGUCCCCCUAUUCAUUGAUCUAACCACUUUACCCCUCUCACCUCCAUGAACAACAUGACGACAGAGCCUCCUUUUCAUUCACCUUUUAACCCUUAAUCUCCAGCAUAAUAGUAGGUAACAGGUAUUGGAAAGCAGUUUUUGAAUAAAUGCAUAUGGUAUAGCAGAUGGAUUUCCUAAAAUACUAGUAUCAUCCCCUCAUUCCCUUAGCCCUCUGCUUCCAGCUCAGUAUGGGCUGUGAAGGUCUUUCUGAUAGACCAGCAACAGAUCCAUAAAGGCAGAUGUGUGUGUUUUUAUAUACAACUAAACAUGAUUCCACUUCAGUAUUCUUGCUUGUGAAAUCCCAUGGACAUAGGAGCCUGGUGGGCUACAGUCCGUGGGGUUGCAAAAGAAUCAGACACAACUUAGUGACUAAACAACAGCAACAAAAGAUGAUAGAAAUCUAAAUGAGUCUUAAAGGACUACUAAAAGGUAAUAUUCAUAUUCUAACUGGCACAUUUCUGAAGUUUGUUAAGAAUUCUGUAUUGUAACAGUUAGGAUAGGUUACCAGCUGCAGUAAACAACCUUAGAUCUCACUGGCUUGUUCCAGUAGAAGUCUGUCCCUCCUCCCUCCUUAGCGUGACACGUGAGUGCUUUGUUCCACGCUGUUUGUUGGCUCCACACGGUUGCUCAGGAGCCAGGCUCCUUCCUUGUAAUGCUGCUGUUUAAUGUGCGUCCGCCAAGGCUGUGCAGCAGAGAAAAAGAGUGGAGGAUCACGUGGAUGUCUCUAUGUGCCACGCCUGGCAGUGGUGCCCAUCACUUGUUCCGCUGCUGUUCCACUGGGCAGUGUUCAAUCAUGUCCUAGCCUCAGUGCCGCCAGUUAAGAAGCACGGUUUAGCUGCAGACCCAGAGAAAAGUACUGGGCUUGAGCGCACAGUAGUGUGUGUGUCCUGGAUGCCAGCUCUUAAGAAGUCUGGAUGACAUUCUAACACUUGGUGUGCUGUAGAAUUCCUACUAUACAUGUAUGUGAAAGUGUAGCUGGAAUUCUUACAGUUUUAAGAAGAAUGUUUUAUCAGUUAACUAUUGGUGUUGUUUGUGUUUUAAAAUUGCUGCUGCUCCUGUUUUUAAUUAUAAAUCACAGGUGGUUUAGCAGCAUCAGUAUCAGUUAAUGU